Anguilla anguilla (European eel) is the source of this 773-nucleotide messenger RNA. RefSeq names its product NXPE family member 2-like. Bases 51 to 773 code for a protein of 240 amino acids. The record is from RefSeq and is a predicted model, not a curated record. Lineage: Eukaryota; Metazoa; Chordata; Actinopteri; Anguilliformes; Anguillidae. The transcript has 4 exons.
GAAUAAUUAUUCAAAGAAGCCUUUCAUUCAUUUCUCACUCAUUUUUCUGAAUGGCCAUCAUGAGUAUUCAACCAGUACAUCUUACUCCAGUGCCUGUAAGAUGCAGAAGCAACUUCUUGAUCAAGACACUACUUCUCAUUACUGCUUUUGCUAUUUGUUUUUAUUUGUAUUUUUGUAGAACUUACAACUGGAUGAGCCUAAUGGACCCAGCUAAAAAUCAAUUCAGAGAGAUGUCUGUGGAUGACAUAAUGCGUUCGGUAUGGGACGAUCUCCCAUCAGACGGCAACUUCAGCUCUAUUGAAAGCUCUUCCAGUGGCCAGCACAGUGUGGUCAACCUGGAGCAGCCCGGAGCCCAGUACUGUGUGGGGGACAGCUUGAACGUGCUGGUGAACAUGAAGGACCACAGAGGGAACCCAAAGGUGCAUGGAGGCGACUUCAUCCUGGCCCGAAUCCACUCUCCCAAUCUCCAGGCUUCUGCAUCAGGAGAAGUUACUGACCUGCUCGAUGGCUCCUACCGGGUGCGUUUCCGCCUGUUCUGGCCUGGAGACGUACUGGUGUCUGUGCUUCUCAUGCACUCCUCAGAGGCUGUUGGGAUCCUCAGGAGAAUCAGUGCGCACAACUACGAUAAGAUCAUAUACACCGGAACCUUCUACAGUGGGAACAAAACUGAGCAAUCUCAGUGCGGCAUCCGGCUGAAAACAGACAAGCCUCUCUGCGAGUACAGGAAGAAGGAAGACGCGGAGUACUACACCUGCAAAUGGCCCAAUUUCUAA